This is a messenger RNA of Fundulus heteroclitus (mummichog), 2887 nucleotides long. RefSeq names its product triple QxxK/R motif containing (gene triqk). Gene Ontology annotation, cellular component: endoplasmic reticulum membrane. The coding region runs from base 196 to 450 and encodes 84 amino acids. NCBI's taxonomy places the organism in Eukaryota, Metazoa, Chordata, Actinopteri, Cyprinodontiformes, Fundulidae. The transcript has 4 exons. The record is from RefSeq and is a predicted model, not a curated record.
CGCGGAAACCAGGAACCGUUUCAGGAAAAAGUGGUGUGUUGGCAUCCUGGACAUUUUUUGGGCUCAAACUCCAAUAAAACAGACAAUCCCGUUGCUCUGCGCGCUUACGUACUUCAGCCAGGCGAAGUGUGAUGCCGACGAAGUUCGCCUAAACAGCUCGUAUUCUCGACGACCAGGAACAACAGUGGAGGGAGAAUGGGCAAGAAGGACGCCGGUGCCACCAAGUUACCAGUUGAUCAGUACAGAAAGCAGAUUGGUAAGCAAGACUACAAAAAGACAAAAUCUGUCUUAAAGUCGACACGGCUGAAAGCUGAAGCAAAGAAAAACUCCUCCAUAUUCAGGGAUGCGUUCCUGGUUAUCGCAGCUAUUCUCCUCUUUGUCCUCUGUGUUUACGCCUUCUUCUACCUGAACCUGAGCACCGAGAUCAACCUGGACGUGGACACGGAUUAACAAACUGAGAACAGUAAACCGAACCCUUUUAGGUCGUUCCUUUUUUUAUAUAGGCAAAUAUAAUUAUGUGAAUUAAACCUCUGCAAAUGUUUUAGAACUGUUUCUCAUUCAGCACCAAAUGAUGGUGUCUCCAGCUUUGUAUCAGCCAAAGCGGUCAUCUUCUACACUUUAUAUGCAAUAAGGUGACACUGACUGUGGGUGGAAAAAGCACAUCAAACGUUGCAAUUUCAUGUGGUUGGUUAAUUUUAAGAUAAAUUCAUUGCUUUUUUUUAGCCUGAAACAUUUUUGUUGUUUGGUAUCAUCCACUAGUUGUCUUACUCUAAACAAUACAAAGAAGCUUUCAGUAAAUAUUCUCUGGAAUGCAGAUGCAUCGAUCAAUCUUUUCUGGGCAGAUACGGAUUUCUUUUUUGCUUUGGCCCAACAAUUUUGAUUUCAACCAUUUUUUUUUUUUUUUUAAAGGAGCAACAUUUAACUUUUAGCCACUAGGGGCGCUAUACUUGUAACUUACAGGCUUAGCGUCCCUGAAGGCCACUGGCAACGCUGCACCGCCGUAAAUUUAAACAGUCUCUCUGUGAAGCCGCUUCCUACAGCCGAAAGCUGAGAACCGCGCCCUCGUGCAAGACCGAUGUGACGACAGCGACAGUCGAGCGCAGUCCCACCGGAGCUGUGGGGUUAGCUGUCGUGUUAUAGGGGAGCUCAGACUGCCGUAAAGCAUCGCUCCAGGUCACAUGAAGCGCCUAGUGCUGAAAAAUCAUGUAAUAUUUCUCAAAAUAAGCUAAUACUUGGGUCAAAAUUACAAAAUUGCUGCUGGACUAAAACGCACUCAGGCUCACUUUUAUGAACUUUCUUCUUUUUUCAACAAUUUUUUUUUUUUUGGACAUUUUAACACUAACCUCAAAAGAGAAAAAAAUCCUGCGCUUCUCAUUCUUUGACAGAGGUAUUGGUUUACUUUAAAAUCCUGCAGAAAAGAAAGUAAUUCCAAGAUUAUCUGUUUUUAUGCAUCACCGUAUGCAUUAUUGUUUUUUAUUUUUUAUUUUAAGUACAUGCUUUCACAUUCAUUUUCAGGGUAUGACCUGGAAAUCACCUGAGAGACCUAGCUAGAGGAAUUUCAGUCACUGGGCCGACGCGUCGGUGCAUCACUUCUGCGAAACCACAUAGGUCGCUGACAGCAUGAUUCGUUCUUGCCUGCUAGAUCUUUAUACAGCAAAGACAAUGAGCCUCUUUACACCUCAGUCAGGACUGAGCAUCGCCAGGCAUCGUCUGCACAGUCACGUCCCUUUGUUUUUCCACCACUAAUAGAAAAAUGUAAAUCAUCUGCUGCGGCUCCAGACAAACCCUUUCCUCACAUUCCAGUGCACAAAGCUCUCCUUGUGGAUAUCUCGAGAUCACAAAGUGUGAGAUUAGAAUCCGCAAAGCCCUCGCCCUGAUUGAACAUGUGUGCAGAAUACAGAACGUCACGGUGCACCUGCUGCACGCAGACAGGCACGUUCAGGGGGACCGCUGCAAAUACAAUCGGGUUCUUUCAUUUAAAUAGAAAUUAAAGGCUUAGAGAGAGGGGGGGGGGGGGGGCAGAGAAUGCCCAAAUAGUUUUUUCUUUUAUUAUUUUAUGUUAAGAAAUAUGAAGGUUGUUCGGUACUUUUUUCCACCACUUAUCUUGUUGUGCAGCUGGACUCCAAACUGCAAGGAGUGACCUUCUGUCUGCUGUUUAAGCCCAAGUGCUUCUACUCUGUUUUGUUUGCAAAAAAGUAUGUAGUCAAGAGUUGUUCUUAGAGAAGCUGUCUUCCUUCUUUUCUUUUAAGAAACUUUUCAAUUGCACUUCUCCCACAAUACAUAAAGGGCAAUACCAAAUACACAAGCGGCCUUGUGAUAGCUUUUUCUGUCCUUUAACUGAAUGAAGGUCUUAAAGUCUGGCUCUGAUUGUGUUCUGCUGCUGAAAUGCCUUGUGAAAUAUGACACAGAUUUUCCAGCUUUCAGCUUGUGUUUUCUCCCACAACCUUGCGACCUCUUGUAAAAAGAAUACACGUCAAAGAAACCAUUAUGAUUAGAACGCACCCGUACCCUCGACCAGGGGCUUUUAUCACGCUUUGGUACAUCGGGACUCCCCUCCUCCCUGCACUGUGAUUCACUCACAUGUGUAACAAAGGAAAGCCUGGCCUAAUAGACCUUCAAACAUGACACCUGUUAUCUAAAAGCUCACCAUUACCAGGUACAAGAGGUCUGACAUCAGAGAAAUGAAAAGACUCUGUGCUUUUUGUAUUGGUUCAGAUGAUGUUUAAUAUUUGUAUGAUGGUUUCUACUAUUGUUAAACCUGCUAGCAGGGUGCAUGAACAUUCUAGUUUUUUGAGGGGUUGCUGAAUUCUUAGAUUUUUAUUAAUUUUUUUCCCAAGAUGACAGAAUGUAAAUGGAUCUUUUGAUUAUUAAAAAAAUACUGAAUGAU